AUGCAGGCUCGCUACUCCGUCUCCAGUCCCAACUCACUGGGCGUCGUGCCGUACAUCAGCAGCGACCCCAGCUACUACCGGGCCGCCGCCGGAGGGGGAUACACAGGGAUGCCAGCACCUAUGAACAUGUACUCUCAUGCGGCUCAUGACCAAUACCCUGCCAGCAUGGCUCGGGCUUAUGGACCAUACACUCCCCAACCCCAGCCCAAGGAUAUGGUCAAACCUCCCUAUAGUUACAUUGCGCUCAUCACUAUGGCUAUCCAAAACUCGCCUGACAAGAAAGUGACCCUAAAUGGGAUUUACCAGUUUAUCAUGGAGAGGUUUCCAUUUUACCGUGACAACAAGCAGGGCUGGCAGAACAGCAUCAGACACAAUCUGUCCCUGAAUGAGUGUUUUGUCAAGGUGCCCCGUGAUGAUAAAAAACCCGGUAAAGGCAGCUACUGGACCCUGGACCCAGACUCUUACAACAUGUUUGAAAACGGGAGCUUCUUGAGGAGGAGGCGACGAUUCAAAAAGAAGGACGUGAUAAAAGAGAAAGAAGAGCGGCUACAGAAGGAUCUGCCGCCGAGGCAGCAAGGCCGGGAGCAGGAGCAGUCGGUGCAGGGCUCCCAGCCUGUGAGGAUCCAGGAUAUUAAGACAGAGAAUGGGACUGUGACGCCACCACAGGCCGACUCGCCCUCUUUGAGCACCGUGCCCAAAAUCGAGAGUCCAGACAGCAGCAGUAUGUCCAGUGGGAGCCCUCACAGCAUCCCCUCCAGUAGAUCCAUCGGCAUGGACAGCUCUGAGCACCACCAACACCAUGGUCAGGCCUCGACGCAGGGCUUCAGCGUAGACAAUAUCAUGACCUCCCUCCGGGGGUCCCCACAAGGGGCCACUGAGCUCACCCCCAGCCUCACCGCCUCCAGCAGGACAGGUAUAACACCGUCUUUGUCCUUAAACUAUUCUCCAAGUCAGACAUCUGUCUAUAGUUCCCCUUGUAACCAAAACUCCAUCUCCACUACCUCCAAUGCAACCUAUCAUUGUAACAUGCAAGCCAUGAGCUUGUACGCCGGGGACAGAUCUAGCCACUUGGCACCGAGUACCACCGUGGACGAAACGUUGCCAGAUUACUCAGUCACUACCACCUCAUCCUCCCUGACCCACGGUAAUCUAAACUCUGGGCAGGAGGGCCACCAUCCCCACCAAGGGAGGCUGACCUCAUGGUACCUCAACCAGGCCGGAGACCUGGGCCACCUGGGCGCAGCUUAUCCAGCACAGCAGCAGAACUUCCAUUCAGUCCGAGAGAUGUUUGAAUCCCAAAGAAUUGGCUUGAAUAAUUCACCGGUGAAUGGGAAUAACAGCUGUCAGAUGUCAUUCCCACCGAGCCAGUCCAUCUAUCGCACUUCGGGAGCUUUCGUAUAUGACUGUAGCAAGUUCUGA
Scomber japonicus (chub mackerel) is the source of this 1419-nucleotide messenger RNA. RefSeq names its product forkhead box C1a (gene foxc1a). The coding region runs from base 1 to 1419 and encodes 472 amino acids. The transcript has a single exon. Gene Ontology annotation, biological process: regulation of transcription by RNA polymerase II; anatomical structure morphogenesis; cell differentiation. The record is from RefSeq and is a predicted model, not a curated record. Gene Ontology annotation, molecular function: DNA-binding transcription factor activity, RNA polymerase II-specific; RNA polymerase II cis-regulatory region sequence-specific DNA binding. NCBI's taxonomy places the organism in Eukaryota, Metazoa, Chordata, Actinopteri, Scombriformes, Scombridae.